Pelodiscus sinensis (Chinese soft-shelled turtle) is the source of this 1157-nucleotide messenger RNA. The record is from RefSeq and is a predicted model, not a curated record. Lineage: Eukaryota; Metazoa; Chordata; Testudines; Trionychidae.
GUAAUUGUUCAGCUCCAGUCACAGCUGUUCUCCAAAAGCACUGACCAGAAGGGAUCAUAAUUAAAAUGUCUAAACCAACUCCUGCACCAACAACCAAACAGCGAAAAGCACCUCAAAGAAUGGCUGAGGACAGUAGAUGCAGAAAUUCAAAGGCAAAUGAGAGGACAGAAAACCCACGGGAUAUGGUUCCUCCGUCUCUGUCACAAGUCGCAAAAUUUUCAGUCACCACAUCUGGAAAAAAUUUGAGGACACCAGAAGCUCCAAGUAUUCAAGACUCAGAGUACUUAAAAGAUCAACUUGCAGGAGCCACAGCUGAGAUGCCUGAAACACUUCCUGCAAAAAGCCAGAGAAAGCAAAGUAACCAGGCUCCCAAAUGUGAGGAGGAAGGAAAAAUUCCUCAGAGAGCAGCAAGAAGAGGGAGAAGCAAAGGAGCACAGGAUAAGCUGGCAAUAGAAGGACCAGAAAUUGCAGCUAUUCAGUCUCCAUUAGCCCAAGAGCAGCUCUCUGCACACUGCCCACACCCCAAGCGGACUGGAACUUCACAAAGAAGGAGAGAAUCUGCAGGAUGCCUUGGACAACCCUUUUCCAGGUAUGACUCUGCUGUCCUGUGUGAGAGCUCAAAGAUGGCAGCAGCUGCUCUCUCCAUGCCAAGCAAAGAUGUUGCUCUCCGUAUUAAAGAAAGGGUGAAAGCCCUUCGUCUGAAACAGGAGGAGAUAACCAAGGCUGCUGCAAUAAUUAAUGGGUUCAUUGACCCAUUCAUUAGAUACUUGAAAGAGUAUCCAGAGAGGCCCUACUUUAAGGAGGUGACCAAGUUGACCACGGGCAGCUACUAUGAGUUUGUGAAAAUUGAUCACCCAGAUGAAUUUGACGUAAUGCUGGCUCUGCCGGUUACAUGUUGUGUUCAGUGCACAGAAGUGGAUGGCUACAAUGGUGUCUACUACAAAGUUACUUUACCAAGGAAGUCCCGUAGCUUCCCCACACCUUUCCUGGAAGAUGGGAACACUGUGUCACCUGUGAAAAUCCUGGAGGAAUUCAGGAAACAUGUCAGUCAGUUCAUUGCAUCACACUACAGUGGUAAGCAAGUGUCUUUGACUGCCAGUUUCCAAGUAGUCCUCAUCAAUGUGCAGCGUCAUUCAAAAAAGCAAACAGAAUUUUAG